AUGAUUGUAAAAGAUUCAGAAUCAAAAUCUAGUUCUAAUACUGGUGUAAUAAUUGGUGCUACGGUUGGCUGCUUGGUUGCUAUUUUGUUGAUUGCACUUAUUGCCGUGUUUUUAUACAGACGUUCUAAGAAUAUUUCUUCAGAUAACUCGAUUGAAAUUUCUGAAGAAACCGAUGUUGGAAAUGCAGAGAAUGAACUAACACGGACAGGAAUGUUUAAUAUGCAAGUUCAACAGCAACCUGACGAAAUUCUAUCUGAUGGUGAACAAGAAGAGAAUGCUUCCUAA
Molecule: messenger RNA, 285 nt
Organism: Trichomonas vaginalis G3
Lineage: Eukaryota; Parabasalia; Trichomonadida; Trichomonadidae
Product: single helix bin domain-containing protein
Exons: 1
Coding region: 1-285 (94 amino acids)
Source: RefSeq, a predicted model, not a curated record